UUGAUUGGUAUUAUGUAUUUGAUUGGUAUUCAUAAAUCGUCACAUGCUUUGAUUGAUGAUAUUUGGAUGGCUGAUGGUACGGGGUUAGAUAAAUGCCGUGCUAGUAUGUCCAAGCAACGUUUUCGUUUUUUAUUAAGAGUCCUCCGAUUCGAUAAUAUUCAUACACGGGAACAACGCAAAGCCGUUGACAAACUGGCGCCAAUAAGAGAGAUAUUUGAGCAAUUUGUAAAAAAUUGCCAGACAAAUUACAAGAACACUGAAUAUGUUACUAUAGAUGAAAUGUUGGAGAGCUUUAGAGGCUCGUGUGGAUUUCGCCAAUAUAUGCCAAGCAAACCAGCUAAAUAUGGCAUAAAGUUGUUUUCUCUAGUGGAUGCCAUGACAUUCUACACAAAAAACUUAGAAAUAUAUGUCGGAAAACAGCCAGAAGGUCCCUACUUUCAAGAUACUUCAACAAAAGCUCUUGUCAAACGAAUGAUUGAACCAAUAUCAGGUACAGGACGAAAUGUGACUAUGGAUAACUGGUUUACUAGUGUUCCAUUAGCUGAGGACCUAUUGACAAAUCAUAAUUUGACAGUAGUGGGUACAUUGAGAAAAAAUAAACCAGAAAUUCCAAGUGAAUUCAAGCGAAAAGGCUUGCAAGUACAUUCCACAGCGUUUGGAUAUAAACCGACAGAGACUUUGCUCUCAUACUGCCCAAAAAAGGAUAAAACAGUGUUACUACUUUCAACUAUGCACAAUGAGGGUAUAAUAGAUGAGACAUCCGAGAAAAAGAUUCCAGAAAUCAUAAUUUUUUAUAAUAAAACGAAAGGUGGAGUGGACGUGGUGGAUAAACUUAUCGGAACUUACACUGUUGCACGCGUUUGCUACCGAUGGCCGUUGAGGUUGUUCUUUACAAUGCUCGAUGUUGGAGCGGUAAAUGCCCACAUAAUAUUGGAUACCGUAAAUCCUAACAACCGAAUAGGUUGCAAGUUAUUCUUGAAAACGCUAGCAUUCGAACUAUGUCGUCCUCAGUUGGAAUCGCGGGCCACUAUAUCAACUUUGCCACGCGAAUUGAAACAGCUUAUUCUGCGAUUCGUACCUCGUCCCGUGGAUGUUCCUCACGAAGAUACUGAUUUCGUACCUACGAGGAAACGAUGUAUUCACUGCACCAGGGGAACAGAUAGAAAAUUUAAAACUAUCUGCCACUUUUGUAAGGGAAAUAUAUGUCCAAUACAUUCAAAAUCAGUAUGUACUGACUGUGAUCAAACGGAAAAUUAG
Messenger RNA from Parnassius mnemosyne (clouded apollo), 1257 nucleotides. NCBI's taxonomy places the organism in Eukaryota, Metazoa, Arthropoda, Insecta, Lepidoptera, Papilionidae. The record is from the annotation of a GenBank genome assembly.